UAAUGCGUUUACGUGGGUGUGACGCCGCUACGGACCGUAAUGUUCAUUGCGUGUCUCCACGAAACAACUUGGCGAUUGAUAGCCGGCUGGGGUUGAAGUGCGAGGGGAAAUACCGAGUGUUUUACGUCACCGACGCAAGCGAAACAAAGUUCGCGGCAAGUGAGAUAUUGAGCAGAGCCCCAGCUGUGCGUGUUCGCGUGCUUCCCUGCCGAGUUUAGCUCCCAAUACAACUUGUCUUUCGGAAAAAACGCUGGUCAGGACGUGGAGAAGAGCAACUAUGCGACUCCGUUUACGCAUCGCCACAAGUCCGGUCAUCCAGAACCGUUUUUGCUCCGGUUGAUCUACUACCGCGUGGGUGCUCUCCGGUUGUUGUUGGUGCGUGCACCGACCAAAGCGUGCGAUAUGUCAGUGUCAGAUUUUUGUAUCACGCUCGAAGACACCGUUGACAGAGAGUGCAUCGCCAACUUGGGAACGUGCGGCUUGAACUCCGUGCUAGCAGUGACGGUAUGUGUGGCAACGCUUCUCCUCUGCUCGGAUCAAACUCGCCGAGUGCGCGAUGCGCUCUUCGAGGAGCACAACUCGCGGUGGAUCCUCACGUUCGCUAUAAUCGCUGUCCACCUGUUCGAACUGGCCGACGGUGCUUUGAUCCUGUUAAGGCGCGAGCAGCCCAAACAAAACUUGCAUCCCAUGCUAGGCGCUGGAACGUCGAUCGUGGCCGUCAUUUUAUGCAUUUAUUACUACCAUAAAGUUGAACUGUGCGGGAAGCGGAGGAGACUGUCCGUUUUGCUGUUUUUCUGGCCGUGUGUCGUCGCACUGAAGAUGUCCAAGCUCGUUAUUCUGUACGGAAAAGGACUCGGCAUCAAGCACGCAACUUUAGAAGGCACUUGGUUCGGGUUGUUCUGCUAUCUUGCCAUGUUCCUUGUCGAGCUGUCGACGUUCAUGCAAAAGUUCUGCUCGUUACAGGCAUACAGCUGCAAGUCGGAGCUCAGAGAGGAAGCCAAUGGAGCGUCUGACAGUGACCAAGUCACUUAUCAAUACAGUCGUGCAUCGCUGCUUUCCAAGUGCACAUUCUUCUGGCUGGUGCCUCUGCUGCGACAAGGCUACCGCCGUCCAUUAGAGCUGGGUGACCUUGGCUUUCUGCCAGAAAAACACACAAAUGAGAACCAGUACAGACGAUUUAAUGAAGUGUACUCAAAGGAGAAGGCCAAAGCGGAGGCAAAAGGCACCAGAGUAUCACUGUGGUGCUGUUUCUUGAAGACCUACUGGAGGACGGCACUAGUAGGUGGUCUCAUCAAGGUCAUAGGGGACGUUGUUGGCCUAAUAGGUCCACUCUCUAUCAGCCUGAUACUAGAGUAUGUAGACGAUGUUACUACAAACAAGAUCUCUAGUGUGAGUGCAGACUCAUAUCCAACAGCAGAUGAAGUAUUGAGCAAUGGCUAUAUCUUAUCAUUCAUUAUCCUGAUAGCUACCUUCAUGCAGAGCACAUUUUCAAACAACUUCAACCACAUGGCUAUCAUGGAGAGCAUCCAUGUACGGUCUGCACUCCAGAGCCUGGUGUAUCUGAAAUCUCUGGCCAUUGCCAGUGACAUUGAUGUGGGCAUGGCUGUGAAUCACAUGUCAGUGGACUCCUUCAAUGUGAUGCUGCUGUUCUCCAUGGGCCACUACAUCUGGGCCGUGCCUGUCAAGCUGAUCAUUCUUCUGGUGCUGCUGUACAAGCAGUUGGGCUACAGCGCUCUUGUGGGUGCGGCUACCAUCUAUGUCCUUGCACCACUGCAGUAUUGGAUCUGCACCAAGCUGUCCGAGCUGCAGAAGGAGUCUUUGACGAUCUCAGACAAGCGCAUAAAGCACACAAGUGAAUUACUUCAAGGAAUCAAACUACUGAAGCUCCAUGGCUGGGAGAAAGUGUACGCCAACAUGGUCAAGCAGAUACGGAAAGAGGAACUCGCAGUUUUGAAGAAGGAUGCGAUAUUUGUUGCCCUUAAUACUUUCAUCACACAGGGUUCUGCGAUCUUGCUGACGCUUGUAACAUUUUCUCUGUACUCCAUAAUCGAAGGCAGACCACUCACACCCUCGCAAGUAUUCUCUGGCCUCGCACUGUUCAAUCAGCUCACCGUUCCACUCUACAUCAUUCCUGUUGUCAUCCCCAUUGUCAUCAAUGCCAUCGUCAGCACAAAGAGAUUGUCGGAUUUCCUUAGCCAGCCUGAAGUUGGCGCAGAGGCUCCAUGGAGAAAAAAAGACGACACACCUAAAGCUAUUGUUGAGUUUCACCCUGAGAGCGGUAGUGUCCUGCUCAACAUCAGAGACAGUGAACUACUAGACAAGUUCCUAGCAUCUACAGGCGACGACUCUGACGUCUUCCUGUCGGAUGCCUACUCUCCAAUCGACAGCCCUGCUGUGAUAAACAUGAGCCAUGCCUACUUCACCUAUGACACCAACACCAAAAUUCCCAUUCUUCAGGAUAUGAAUGUCACAGUACCCACCGGUAAGCUCACAAUAAUAGUAGGACCGGUUGGAAGUGGGAAGACAACUCUUCUAGCUGGCAUGCUGGGUGAACUGACGCCGUACAAGGGGACUGUGCACUGGGCAAACACAACUUGCAUUGCUUACGUGCCGCAGAAACCAUGGCUAUUGAAUGCCACUCUCAAGGAGAACAUCCUCUUUGGACAGCAGUAUGAUGGCCGGAGGUAUCACCAGGUGAUUCAAGCGUGCGCACUCCAGCCGGACAUUGACCUGUUGCCAGCACGUGACAUGACAGAGAUCGGCGAGCGCGGCUUCAACCUAAGCGGGGGGCAACGUCAGAGGAUCGCUCUUGCUCGGGCAUUCUACUCGCCAGCCAAAGCAGUUAUCUUGGAUGACCCACUCUCGGCACUUGAUACUCAUGUUGGCAUGCAUGUGUUUGAGCACGGCAUCAGGAAUCUUCUGCUAAGGAGACACCGGACUGUUGUCCUUGUGACUCACAAGCAGGACCUGCUAAUUCAUGCAUCGAAGGUGAUCAUCUUGGAAGGAGGCAAGAUCAGAUGCCAAGGCAACCUGGUUGAGAUUGAGAAGCAGGAGCCAGACCUGGCGACUGUGCUGAGCCGUUCAACCAAGCGGGAGGCCCCGCCCAGCCGGGACAACACAACCAAAGAGCGCCACAAGCUGAUGCGCAUGAUCACCAAGCAGUCCCUCUACCUGGCGAACUCUGGUUCUACACAGGAUCUGCGAUCACAACCACGCCCUGUGACGCUGAGUCGUCAGCUGUCCCAUGACCCGUCAAGCCCUCUUCCCCUGCAUGAUUUGAGCAAUGAUGACACCAGUGCGGCACCACGUAGUGCCCACACUCCAAGGCCCACCUCGGUUGGCUUUCGUUUCAAGGCCAGCGUCUCCACGGACAGCAUGCACUCAACCUCCACGGGGGGCUCAAACACUCCUUCGCUCAUUCGAGGACCAUGGAUGCGUGCCCCUCCAUCUCGCUUGAGUUCGCGGGUUUCAAACACGGCAGAAAAUCUUAUUGAGGAAGAGGAGGAGUACGAAGAGAGUGAAGAAAAGAAGAAACAGGAGUUGCUUGCCAACGGCACAGACCAGUUAGGGGAUGAUGGAAUAACGGGCCCUCUUCUUGGUGGGCCCGACUCGCUCGCUCUUGUUGAAGAGGCCCAGUGGAAGGUGAUAGAAGAGGAGGAGAGGGAACAGGGCAAGAUACCAUGCUCAGUAUACCUCGACUACAUGCGGUCGUGCCGGCUUCUGCUGGUGGUAUUGGUGUGCGUUCUGUUUGCGGCAAACCAAGGGGCCAAACUCGGCUCCGACUUCUGGCUCACUGGCUGGUCGGAAGCGUCCAGGGACAUCAAUGCCACUGUCCCAGCAAGCCAGGACGACCUGGCAUGGGGCUACCUGAUGGGAUACUUGGGCCUCUCCAUGUUCAGCAUCGUCCUUUCCCUCGUGACAAACAUGUCUGCCCAGUUAGUGUCCCUGCGCUCGGUCAAGGUGUUCCACAACAACAUGAUCGACAACAUUGUCCAGUGUCCCAUGAGAUUUUUCGAUUCCAAUCCAAUCGGAAGAAUCAUAAACAGAUUCUCAAGUGAUAUGGGGGUUAUUGACAAGAAAUUGCCCGUGACAUUACCUGUUCUGUUGAGGUUCCUGAUGCUCUGCCUGUCAGCCAUCCUGGUAGAUGUCUGUGUCACCCCGUACUUCUUGAUAGUGGUGGUGUUUGUCGUGGCAGCCUACUAUAACAUUCAGUUCUUCUUCCGGCACUCUUCAAGAGAGCUACAACGUCUUGACAGUAUCACAAAGAGCCCUGUUUUCUCGCACUUCUCUGAAACACUGGCUGGCCUCAGCACAAUUAGAGCCUUCAGGGAAGAGCGCAGGUUUGUAGAGAAGAUGAAUGAACAUAUCAAUGACAACAAUUUGGCCUUCAUCAUGGUCAACUGUGCCAACUGUUGGCUUGGAGUCUCACUGGACUAUCUAGGUGGCGUGAUUCUCUUCUUGGCAACUGUUUCAUCUCUCACUGCGGCCAUUAUGGGAACGACCACCACAUCCUUCGUGGGCAUUGCCAUGACGUACACAUUGCUUGUGCCCAUCUAUUUAAAUUGGCUCGUGAGGCAAGUCUCUAAUGUGGAGAUGUACAUGAGCUCUGUUGAGCGUGUCAGCAAAUACUGUCAACUGCCCAUUGAACGUGUUCCUUCGCCCAUCGAAGUGCCCCUCGACUGGCCUAGCAAGGGAGAGGUGCGAUUUGAAAAAGUCACGAUGACUUACGAGGCAGGCCUUGAUCCCAUACUGCGUAAUGUCUCAGUCACCUUUGCACCCGGUGAAAAAGUUGGCAUCUGCGGACGAACAGGGAGUGGUAAGUCAUCUCUGGUCAUGGGCCUUUUCAAGAUGGUCCCCAUCAGUGAAGGGAAAAUUUUUGUGGAUAACGUCGACAUCUCAAUGGUGCCUUACGAUGUUCUGCGCUCCCGUCUCGCAAUCAUACCUCAGGAGCCAAUUCUCUUUUCUGGAACAAUCAGGCAAAACUUAGACCCCAAAAGAAUGCACACAGAUGAAGAGCUUUGGAAUGUGCUGGAAAAGGCCCACCUCAAGGAGAUUGUUGUUCUGUAUGGUGGACUGGAUGGCGAAGUGUCCGAGGAAGGGUCAAACUUCAGCAUCGGUCAGAAACAGCUGUUUUGCUUUGCCAGAGCGCUGCUGCAGCCUUCGAAGGUUCUCGUCCUGGAUGAAGCAACGUCAUCUUUAGAUGCCAACUUGGACAAUCUCAUACAGGAGACUGUCCUCAAUGAGUGGGCCGACUCAACUGUCCUGGCCAUAGCUCAUCGAGUGACUGGUUUGCUGAACUUUGACAAGAUCAUCGUUCUUGAAGCUGGCCAUAUCGUCGAGUCCGGCUCUCCGGCAGAGUUAAAGCAGAAGAGAGGAAGCAUAUUUAUGUCUCUUCUGAAGGAAGCUGAGCAGUAGCAACAUUUUUACAGAGAAGUUGCUAGCUGUUUUUGAACUUGGAUAACAUUGUUUCCAGAAAGGGCCACUUGCGUGUUACAUAGUGCCACUGCUCACAGAUUUAAUUUUAUUUGGAGCAGCACACAAGGUGCCGAAACUGCGACAGCUGCCACAUCUUUGAAAUGAGCUUUCAUUUCUUUAGAAAAACAUUUAGUAGAGUUAUUUUCGAGAGCACAUGACUGAAUGACGUACUGUGGCUAGUAGGGUUUCCUGUUGUGUUAUCUACAAGAACUGUACUUGUGAGGUAAGGCCUUAAAGUAGCCACCACGGGGAACAUUCGACAUAUUUUUGGCUUACUGUCAGCGUGUCUGUUUAGCUGUGCAAAGAACCGACCACAACCCUAGCCGAAAUGUAAUCAGUAGUAUAAUUAUCGGUAAAAGCUGAUGCCUUGUGGAACACAUUUUGGCCACUGUAUCAGCGUGGUUAUAAUCUUGACCGAAAUGUGUUCAAUACUGUUAUACGUCUUGUAAUGCACACUUUGGCUACAUUAACACUAUGGUUAUUGCACGGUGCGAAAUGGUUAUGGUGACACCGGCAGCUAUUGUGCAAUACCUGUGUCUCAUACGGUUUCCACUCUCGGCUUCUCUUGAAGUGGAGUUCUGUGUGCCAAGUGUGGGAACAGCCUCAUUCCAUACCGGUGCUGAAUGUUGCGGGUUAUUCUUUUAACAAGUGUUCUCUAAUUAGGCAUAUUUGGUGCCAACCAUCUAUGUGCCUCCUGCUUGUGUAAAUAUUUAAUGCACUUGUUGCACACUCCUUUUGUCCCGCCAGAGGGUCCAUUUCUUUCUUUUUGUCAUUGUUCUUUCACCAUUGUGCCUACUGCUGAGCAGCUUUUAUGAUUAUUUAUUGUUGUUGUUUUUAUCUUUCUUUCUUUUGCACUGUUUUGCACUGCAUUUUUAGAAAAUGAAAGAAAGGUUGUUGAAUGGAAGGAGAUAUUUAUUUUACAGAUGGAAUACUCUAUUUUUGCCAAUGUCAAUUCUACACAUGUUCUUGAUAAAGUUAUUUAAUAAACAUUUUUCUGUAGGUA
This is a messenger RNA of Dermacentor silvarum, 6478 nucleotides long. RefSeq names its product ATP-binding cassette sub-family C member 9. Gene Ontology annotation, molecular function: ATP hydrolysis activity; ABC-type transporter activity; ATP binding. Gene Ontology annotation, cellular component: membrane. The transcript has 32 exons. Bases 403 to 5415 code for a protein of 1670 amino acids. Lineage: Eukaryota; Metazoa; Arthropoda; Arachnida; Ixodida; Ixodidae. Gene Ontology annotation, biological process: transmembrane transport. The record is from RefSeq and is a predicted model, not a curated record.